GCGCGCUCUAACUAGAAUUUCAAAACCAAUAGGUGACUGCCUUUCUUCUUCUUCUUCCUCUCCUCGUUCUCUCAGCUGGUUUCUCAAAUUUAUUCGCAAUUGAUACCGCAGCAUCUCAUUCACCUUUUUCCUGCGAUUUUGGGUUUGUGUUACAGUGUCCAGUAACAAAGGCUUUGCUUUCUAAAGGAGGUGAAUCAGGAUAAUGGCUAAAUUUGUUGCCCCUGGAAACUUGAUGAUCAAAGAUGAAAACUUGGAUAUUCAUUCCAAAAAGAUUGUCAAGUCGAAGAAUUCCAAGACAGGUGGAAAGAAAGGUGGUUCAGGGAUUGCAAGUCGAAAAGCUUUAAAUGAUAUAACAAACAAAGCAUCAUUGCACCCUGAAACCUCAAUUAAGAAAAAGAAUUUACCCAAGGAAGAUAUUAAUGUAAAGGAGGAAAUGUUUUUGCAUGAUCACAAGAAGUGCAUUGAGGCCCAAAAAGCUGCAAUGAGAAAUUUCGAUCUGGAGACAGUUCUUCCAAAAGAUGAUUCCAUGUUUAUUCUAGAGCAGAUAAAGGUUCCUGAAUCCCCUCGAUGCUACCCAGAACCAGUAGAAUUGCCAAUGUCAGAUUUUUCUGAUUGGUUGGACUAUUCGAUUCAGUGGAGCUCUCCUCCAUCGUCUCCAUCACCGUGGGACUCUCCACCAUCUCCCCUUGCGUGGCAAAAUAAAGCAUUUGAAUUUGUUCUGAAGGAAGAAAUCGAUGCCAAAAUGUAACCUAAUUUUUCUUCAUCUAAUAGAACAAAUGGAACUCCACCGUUUAAACCUCAUGUUUUUUUUAAUUCUCUUCUCAACCUUGGAGAAAAGUCAGUUUAAGAAGUUUUGUUCCACAAGUGACAAAAAAACAAGGGUCAAACCAAUUCUUAGUUCUACCAU
Messenger RNA from Vigna umbellata (rice bean), 907 nucleotides. RefSeq names its product protein PATRONUS 2-like. The record is from RefSeq and is a predicted model, not a curated record. Gene Ontology annotation, biological process: regulation of mitotic cell cycle. Lineage: Eukaryota; Viridiplantae; Streptophyta; Magnoliopsida; Fabales; Fabaceae.